AUGGCGCGCGCACGAGCUGGGCGCAAGGCCGGGAGUAAGACUGCGGGCAAAGGCGGCAGCACUGCUUCGGCCAUUGCUGUCAAAUCGACGAAGCGGACGCGCAAGGCCGUGCAGCCGGUGCCUGAUGAUGUCGACAUGUCUGGUGACGAGGCGGAGGCCACGGCUGAGGCUGGGCUGAGCAAGCGCGAUCGCCGCAAUCUCAAGCGCGUUCAGUUUAUGCGACACUUUUUGGCGGCUCUGAACGAUACCACCAUGGUCUCUGUCAAUUCUUCGCGCAAGGCCGCAGCGCGGCAUGCCAAACGCAACGCCGACCCAGCUGCCCUCUACCUGGAUCCAUCGAAACUUGUCGCCACACGGGCUGGACGCGAGCACACCUUGGCCGUGGAAGCGGAGAACAUGAAGCAGGUCAUGAAGCACCCAACAUUUGCAAACAAUGGCAUCAGCGCGAUCCGCCAACAUCUGCAAAACACGAUCCGGGCUCAACGCGCUGCUGCACAAGAAUCGGAUCAAGCUUAA
Monosiga brevicollis MX1 is the source of this 516-nucleotide messenger RNA. RefSeq lists its product as uncharacterized. The transcript has 4 exons. NCBI's taxonomy places the organism in Eukaryota, Choanoflagellata, Craspedida, Salpingoecidae. Gene Ontology annotation, biological process: maturation of SSU-rRNA from tricistronic rRNA transcript (SSU-rRNA, 5.8S rRNA, LSU-rRNA). The coding region runs from base 1 to 516 and encodes 171 amino acids. The record is from RefSeq and is a predicted model, not a curated record. Gene Ontology annotation, cellular component: preribosome, small subunit precursor; 90S preribosome; nucleolus.